Messenger RNA from Porites lobata, 9296 nucleotides. The record is from the annotation of a GenBank genome assembly. Lineage: Eukaryota; Metazoa; Cnidaria; Anthozoa; Scleractinia; Poritidae.
AAGUUAUCCGGGAAAAAAGAAAAUGGCGACGGCUAGUUCGCUGGUUAAAUGUUAUUGAGUCGUCUUUUAGCCUACACCUUGGGGUAACAGAAUCAUUUUAAAGAACAUGUUCAGUGCAGAGGAGCUGGAUGUAAAGACUACCCAGAUCAAAGCCCAAGGACUGCUCUCUGAACCUUCAAAUCAGGAGGAGGAAGAAGUAGAGAGAAUUGAAAGAGCGACUUGUUCUUAUUCAUAUGAAUCUGAACGGUUUUUAUUGAAGGAGAGGAGCUUUUCAAGGCAGUAUGCUCAGAUUUAUGCAGUACGUAUUAUGGCAAUGAGGAAGAAGUUGGCUGCAGCCGCCAGGAGAAAAUGGGGUUUGUGUAAUAUUCUCUUUGUAUCAUAUAUAAAAUAUUUAAGCCUUCAUUGUUUUAAUCAUUAAUCAUAUAAAAUGACCAGACUGUCACAUCGAUUGCGUUGAGCAGAGAAGGUUGUAUUUAAUUUAAGAUGAUCUUGUUUUUCACGGUUGCUGCUUACAAGCUGCAGUACUUAGCCGCAGCUGAUGUACAAAAGGGUUAAUUUUUCGCUUUCAGGUUGGUUGGGGGGGGGGAGGCGAGGGGAGGGGGGUAGUGGGAUACCAAUACUGGGACCCGAUUUCUUUGUCCUGAAAUACCAAACUGCAAAGUCACUGGAACCUUAUACCAAAAUUUAUAUUCUAACACAGAAUACAGCAGUGUAUACCUGCAAAUUUGGUAACAAAGUACAAUUCAUUUGAACUUCCAUGUGCAACCACCUCUUGUAAACAACUGCCCUCCAUAAGCGACCAUCUAUCCAAAACACUUAAGUUUUCCCAGUCAAAGCCUUACAGCUAUAACCUCUCAGAAACAACCACCUUCUGUAAGUGCCCACGACCACAUAUCAUGGCUGACAUUUCUAUGAUAAUAUUUUUCUCUGUUUUCCACCUCUUGUAAGCAACCACUUGACACAUGGUCUGUUCUCUAUGUUCGCUGUAUGCGCUAUGUCACGUAGUAAAUAAGAAGAACUUUAAGCAAUAACAUGGAACUACACAUAUUGCAACUUAGUAAUUGCAUGUAAUAAAGAUGUGUCUGGACCUUUUCUUGAAAGAGAUGCCCUGUGGUUCAAUUCUUGUAAAUGACCACUUCCUGUAAGUGCCCUUAUGAGAGGUUCAACUGUAUAAUUAUACUCAAUGGCUCUGUGUGGCUAAGGGUGAAAAGUUUGAUUUCCAUUUUAUGCAAUCCAAUUUAGGUAACAGGUUUGAAAUAAAGAAGAAACUGGCUGAGGUCAAGGGAAAUGAGAAAUGUGUCCUGAUAGGAACUCUGUUCAAGAAAAUGGAACUCAAGCCUUGUAUAUUAAAGGAGAUAAGCGAAGAGGUGCCCAUUUUAAAGAAGUGCUAUGUUUAAGCAGUACAUAAUGACUGAUUUUAAAAUGAGAUAGUCUGAAAAAUAUUGGAUGAAAGUGUUGGUAUUGGCUCUGUGCCUUUGUUUGUCAUAUGCUACAUACACUUUCCACAUUGUUUCAAGAUCAGGUUUCAGAGUUUGUCUGCAUUUAAACUGGUGGACAACUGCUUUUCAACUAUUUUUUUUGCUGCCUUACCAAAAUUUUGCCUGUCCUGUUUGAAAAAGCAAAAUACACAAUGAAGUGGAAAUAAAAAUGUAAUAAAAAUGUAUUAUUUGUCCUUGCAGAAUAUCUUUUAAUCCAUUGCAGCAAAUUUAAUACAGGAAAAUUAUUUUCCUGCCUCAGCAGAACUUUUUUUCUACUCCAUAUGUGCUAUCAUACUUUAUUACAACACCAACUGAAUGGUUUUGACAAACUUUCUUAGAAGACAGACAUAUGAUAAGCAUAAAAACAACAUUGUCACAAAUGGAUGGUUGCUCUUUCUUGGCAAACUCCUUCCCGGGUUCCUGUCCUACUCGUCCUCCAGGGGACAAGUUGGAUAAGGCUCUAGGAAUGAGAUUGCUUUCUCGGGAUUGUUUUGCAAUAGUGGUGCUUUGCCAGAAGAGCAGAAAAAUUGAUUAAUACACAAGUCAUGUUUAGGGACUGGGAGAUCUUUCUACAUAGUGGCAAUGGAAGGAUAUCAGUGAACAUGGUUUGCUUAUCAUACAUGUGAAAAUGGACAAGUUUUGCAUUUAAUGUUCUCUUUAUUCUCUUUGUAGGGAGUUUCAAUAUAUAUUCACUGCUAUUUAAAACAGGUUAUCACUGAUGUACACCCUAAGCACUAGGAUAUCCCCUGUACAAUUGGAAGAUAGUUCCCCAGUAAAAAGGCAGCUGGGCUGAAAAUGUUCCUUUUUCUUGAAAAAUAUCACCUGCCCCAGGAAAUCAGAUUCACCCUAAAAUGACUUGUUAUUUUCAAUAAUUUAAGUGUAUUUCAUGGUUCUUAACAGCAUAACCUGAUGCCUCAACCAUCAAGAGUAAAAUAUGCAGAUGACAGUGAUGAACUUGUUAUUGAGGAUGAAUCAGAGAGGGUGGCUCUUACUGGUAACAUUCCAGUCGGGACAUCAGUAACAGGUGACUCAACUUAAAAUAAUUCAAAAUCUAAUCCCCCUGUUAAUGAUAUCAAUACGUGAUUUGCUGACACAAUUUUGUAAUUUUGUAAGUUCAAUGGUUUACAUUACAUUCAUUUUGUGUGUUUUGUGGAAAGGAAAGAAACCUGGGGUUUAGGCCCCAUGGAUUAGUGCCACCCUUUGGAACCCUACAAUGAAGGUUUAAAGCAUAUAAAGGCUGUAUAUUGAAAUAGUCAUGUAAUUAUUAUCGUGAAAAUGAUGGGGUGAUUUAUAGGUAAAACUAGGCUCAUCGAUGUGGUAAUUUUGUCCUUGUUACAUGUGACAAUGAGUUUGCAAUCCUAGCAACAAAGGAGAAAAACAUUUGAAGCAAGAUUUAAAAUGAAUCACAGCAUUUUAUGGAAUGAUCAGCAAUGAAAGAGGGUGAAAUUAAAACCUCCAUGACUUUCUCUUCCAGUUUGUUCUUACAGUAUUGUAAUUUUCCUUUGACUGUUCUUUUUUGUCGUCUUUAGGAACUAUAGUAGCUCUCUGUGGCCAUACAACUGAAAGUGGCAAAUUCCAUGUUGAUGAGUACUGCUUUAGUGGUCUUCCAUACCAAACUUCACCCAACCUUGAUCAGUGUUUAACCAAGGGUGAAGACAGGUGAAAUGACAUCAGUCACGUCACUGUGAUAUUGAUUAAUGUGAUGUUUCUCAUUCAGCCAGUCUUCUUCAAGUUGUUUUUGCAUGAAAAAAAAUUAGAAAAGUAGACAAGACACCCAAGACACUUUUUCCUUAGUGGAUGAAAGAUAGGCACUACUGACUAUUACUGGUGGCGGUGUGUAGGCAAUGGUCACUCCCAGUGAUCUGUUAUGUCCCUAGUAGUGUGGUCCAGGGUGGUUUCACAUCCCACAAGAUUCAGAUCUGUGAUGUGUUUGAGACUGGGUGUGCAGUUUUUUAUCCCUUACCAAGAAGUCUAAAAAUUGAGAGAUGUUUGCGCGAUGGCACAAGGGGGGGGGGGGGGGGGGAUCCAGCGAUUUUCAUUGGAGGGGUGCAUACUUGUGCUCUCCCUUAGAAUUUAAUUUUACAGCUUGUUUACAGAUUAUCAUUGCCACCUGUCACUAGCAGAGCUAUCUAACAUGCAAGCCUUCAAUGCCAGUGCUUUCAGUAUGUAAAUUCUAUAAAUGUUUGUAGUCUGAUGAGUGCAUUUAGGGGUUCUGGGUCCUCCUGUUGGAACGGUCACUUUGGCAAUACAAUCUUCUCAGUUAUUCUAAGAUCCUAAGUAUUGGUCCAGCCAGAAAUCAGGUCUGGGCAUACCACUCCAAAAGAUAGGCACCUGAGCUAACUAAUUUUUCUCAUCAUUUGUCAGGUAUGUGGCACUCAUAUCUGGUCUUGGCUUUGGCUCUGAAAGCCAGGAUAUGCUCAGCCUACAGAUGUUCUCUGAUCUGGUGACAGGAGAGCUUGGGAGUGUUCAGGUAAGAUUCUUCUGUUUUACCUAAUUUUGCUAACACUUGCCCAGUCCAGGCCCAAGUUGUUUAAAAGGUGGAUAGCGCAGUAAUUAGUUAUGGUAACUUUUAUCCACUGAUUAUAGCUUUUAUUAGUGAUAAAUAGCACCAGUUCAUAGCAAUAGUAAUUCCUACAAAUUGUUACUGAAAGUGUUACUCAAUCAACUACGGAGCAUCUGUACCCUAGUUGUGCUGAAUAUCUUAUUGACUGUGUAAAACAGGGAAUAUUGUACUAGUCUGUACUCAUUCCCCUCAUCAAAGGAGUUUCAUACUGUAUUUUAUCCUUUUCGAAAAAUAAAAGCCCAACAACAAAAAUUAUCUUUCUAAUAGUCUAACACUAAUAUUACUGCAACUUCCAGAAGGUGUUUAAAAGUAAUGCCACUUUGCUUUAAAUAGCCUCAGUUGGUCACAUAUUUUCAGUAACCGUCUCCAAUGAAAACAGUAAGUCUGUGCAAAAAAUUUUCUGUUUUAUUAAAAGCUUAAAAAGUCGGACCACCUUGCCUUUUUUGAGGACUUUUAAAGAAAGCCCACGUUUUAAUAUUCUUGAGUAAUAUUUAACAGGCUCUUUUUCACAGUAGCAGCUUCCUUUGUACUCUAGUUUGGCAUGUUUCCUCACCAUGAUUUGUGUUUUAGGAUCAAGAGUCAUGUGCCAAAAUAAGCCAUGUCAUCAUUGCUGGUAAUUCUUUGAGCCAGUGUACUCAAACAAAAGAGAGUGAAACUAAGGUAACAAAAAAAAAUUCCUUUUCUUUUUGCUGGCAGUAGUUAUCAGUAUUUAGCACUUCUAGUGAUUAGAUGGAUCAGUACCUGGUACUGAUGAUCCCCCUUUCUCAUUUGAGGCUUCUGUGCAUCUUCAAGUUUUCCUGCAUCCUGUGUUCUUCUAUUCCAACACAUUCUAAAAAUCAGAAUCCUGGUUCAUUUGCACAAAAUAUUCACUAGGGAGAUAACAGUCUGGAUCUGACAGUCGCCAACCAUACCUGUCAUUGACUGUUGGAAUGGGUUGGUGAGCAUCUUGCAUGGGACCCAUUCCAUCCCCACUGCGUGAAAGGCUCCAUGCAAAAACACCUCCUAGCCUAGUCAUCUCCUUUGUUUCUUUUCGUGGAGCCAAAAACUACUAAUGUAUAUCUAAGAGUUUGCUUCUACCCCAAUUUGGAAAAAGCUGUUUGAAACAACUCGAAAAUUAAAUGAGCUUGGUUUUCAUAAACCACAAUGCUUUGCUUGAUAAUUGUGUGUAAAUAGCAAUAGAUGAUGAUGAUGAGGAUGAUGAGGAUGAUGAGGAUCAGCAUCGUCUUCAUCAUCAUUACAUUAUCAUCAUCAUCAUUAUCAUUAAGGACAAAUUAUAAAAAAGAGUGAAUAAUUUUACCAUUUGUAUCACCUACGAAUUGUUUUGACCACCUCCUGUUGGCUGAUGUCUUAUGUCAUUUCAUUAAUGUGUUAGGUCAGUUACUGAACUUCUUUUGCCUGAUCAAUGGCUUUAACAGCAAGGUAUAUGCAUGUGUAUCAGACUUUUUUGCGUCAUGACUGAAAAAAAAAAACGAGAUAAUUAUACAAAUGUGUAGUGCUUGUUUCAUUUUGUAAGUGAAACUUAAACUUAAGAUGUUAGCAAGUGGGGGAGUCAGCAAAAUGAUGCGUAGGGAAACAAGCAGUCACUGACAAAUUGACUUUCACAAUAUAAGCUGCAUAUGAGCCCUGCCAUCCACAAAUUAUGGUCACUGAUAACAGUAAUCUCUUUUAAACUCCCUAAUGAUCUUUUUAUGACAGGCAAAAUAUUUAACAAGAAACACAGUGGCAGGAAGUGUAGAGGCUAUUAAGAGUCUGGAUGACUUUGUUCUACAAUUAGCAGUAAGUGACUGAUCAUCUUUCCAUAAAGUCCAAACAAAACAUCUUACGUGAAUGCACAAUAUCAAAAAAAUGAGGCACUAGACACGAGGAAAACAAUAAUUACUGAGAAAUUUAUGCAAGACAAUAAUAUUGAAGGUCUUGGUGAAAAAAGGGCUCUGUUAUGACUUUUCUGGAAAUAAAAAGUUGCUCAAAAAUGUCAGAGCCAACAUCAACAUUUCAAUAUUGACAGUUACCAGUACUGAUCCUUCCAGAAAAAGAAUGAAAAGUGAAUGACCACCCCCAGAAGCUCUAUUUGCCCUUCUAUAACCUGCAAGCAAGCUUAAGAACAUUUUUGUGUAAGAACAAAAUAUUUUUAUUAAUUUUCUAUUUCUUUAUUUCAAAUGCUAUUUCUGUACCUCAGAUGCAGUUACAAGUCAUACCCAGUCAUAUUGCAAAGUCUUGUUGCGGAAAGUAGUAUAAAGUAAUGGGAUCAAUGAUGGACGAAGAAGGAAAAAUCGUAAAUAACUCCAUGAUGUGUCUUAGCCAAUAGGGUGGGGGGUUAAAGAAUACCGAUUUAUCAAAUAAAUCUUAACCUUUGAAAACUGUAAUUUGUCCUAGAAAAAUCCUUGAAAAGUCCUUGAAAUUUGUUUGUCUGAAGUUGUACAAACCAUGGGUGUAUGGAAGGUCAUAGGUUCAAUUCCUGUCAUGAACUCAGAUUUUUUUCUUUGUCCCAUGCUCGUGACAUGUUGAUUACAUAAUUUUUCAUUUCUUCACUGAGCUUAAAAUUUACCAUCUUUCUUUAUUCAUCAAAACCCUGUUAAUGUUUGUUGUUUUCCUUUACAGGCAUGUGUUCCUGUAGAAAUAAUGCCAGGUGAAUUUGAUCCAGCAAAUCACACGAUGCCACAGCAGCCCCUCCAUCGCUGUAUGUUUCCUCAGGCAGCGGCUUAUUCUACUUUCCAAAGUGUCACCAACCCAUAUGAGGCUGUAAUUGGAGGUGUAAGGUACUAGCACGGAAAUUUACGUAAUGUCUUUUCAUAUAAGUUUAUCUAACCAGUCUUUAGUUAGCCUCGGACCAGGCUCCUAAAGUGGGGAAAAGGGAUAAAAAAAUUGACCAACAAAGCAAGACAAAUUGGAGUCUGAGGAGGGGAGAGGGUGGCUGCUGCACUUUCUCUCUCCCCAGUCCACCACUUGGCUCGCUUCUCUCACCAAUUGUUUUUUAUUUGUUUGUUUUUUUUUUCGUUUCACCCAAGUUUUUGCCUUUUUCCUUCACUAAGAGCCCAUUCUCAGGCUAGUUUUUUGUUUGAAACCAGAAAAAAAAAUUGAGUCAUUGCCAUGGUAACAUGGAUGAUUGAAAACAAGCCUAAAAUUUUGAAUUUAUUUAAUUUCCAAAAAAUCCAGUCAUUAGAUUUUCUUAUAAAUUUGCACAUAGCUUCCAUAGCUUUCAUGGAAGUUAAUGUUGAUUGUAUCACAAAACCCCGUUGUUCAAAAUUUGUUUCUGCCAAAUUUCGUCAAAUUUUGAAAGAGUAUGUAGGUUUUAAGAUAUUGUCAUUUAUUUACAAUGCUAAUAAAAGUCAAGAAAAAAAAGCGCCCUCACAUUGCUCCUUAAGUACCUAUGCUCAGCACUUGCGCAUCCAUUGAGGUAACUUGGUAUGUCAAAACGACAAAAACAAUAUUAAAUAGCACGUCGUCACCUUUUUUUCAUUAAAAGCUUAUUGGAUGUAUACCUCCUCAUGUUUAAGAUUAACAGUAAAAGUAUAAAUCAGAUCUGAUCAAAAUGUCUGGGGUGAUAGGCUUCUGAUGUCAAGAACCUAGUCGUAAUUUGAUAGGGAACUAACACUCCUCUGUUGAAUGUGGACAGUUUUUGCUCACCAAAACAAUUUUUUGAUUUUUUAAGCUGACAAAGUAUUCUUUGCUACUGAAAGGUUUUGUACACGUUCAAAAAGGAUGUUAAAGAAAUAUAAUUUUCAGUCUCCAUGAGUACUUUGAUUGACUUUGUUUUGAUUUUUGAUGUCAGGGUGCUUGGUACUGCAGGACAGAAUGUAAAUGACAUCUUCAAAGUGUCCACCUUUGAAGAUCGCUUGGAGAUUUUAGAGCACACUAUGAAAUGGAGUCACAUUGCGCCCACAGCGCCUGACACCUUAGGUAAAUUGUAUUGUAUUGGUCUAAGAACUCCAAACAAGUAAAAACGUUUUAAAAUCAGAUGGAAAAACUUCAUCUACUCUUUUUAGUGUCAGAGCAUUGAUCCUCAUCUUCACACUGCUCAGAGACAGGGAUUUGAAUGAGAAUUUUUGGAGGGGUGGUCGCACACAUGGAGCUUUGAAUUAAGUCUUUUAAACACCAAAGAUAGCCUUUGCACCUCAUUGUGACUAAAUACACCUUCAAGAAAUUCUCUUCCUCCCAGUCCAAAGUUGUUCAAUGAAAAAGGAAGGGAUUGCCGUUAGCCGGGACAAAAUAUUAUAAUGUUAGUGUCACAUGAUCAAAAUUCAUACUUGGUUCUAAGGCUGAUCAUGAGGGGCAUUUAAAACGAAAGAAAUGAAUUAUUUAUCCCUGAAUCUCAAUGCAAUUUCUUUUGUUUUAUGCCCCUCAGCUUUGGGGUCAAGUAGGAAUUUUAAUAACUCGAAACUGGUCUGUUGCUGGCCCUUAUUAGCACUUCUGCAGUGUAUCUGCCUUAAACAUGGCUAUCUGGUUUUGCUAACAAUUGCUAUUUCAAUUGUUCAGGUUGUUAUCCCUAUUAUGAAAAGGAUCCCUUCAUUCUGGACAAAUGCCCACAUGUGUGCUUUGUUGGAAAUCAGCCUAAGUACCAAAGUAAAACUAUUCAAGGUAAAGUCCCAUUGUCAGUGUUUCACUUUACUAAAAUACGAGCAGUUUAAUCAUAAACAUGGUUCUUAUGUUUGUAGGUUUAAAGGGCAACAGUUUGCUGCCUUGUUGCAGCCACUCUCCGACCUUAUUAGCCUCAUACGCAGAUGUUCUUAGGGCUUUGUCAAGCGUGAAUUUGUGACGAAGCCUUAAGCGCAGGGGAGGAAAGUGUGACGAAGUCCUAAAAAUUCUGAGGAGGCUACCCCUUUAUAGGAUGAAAAGAUCAUGAUGUUGAUAAAUUCCAUUCUUUGUUUUUUGCGUAGGGGAAAAUGGCCAGAAAAUACUGCUGAUAACAGUACCUACCUUUUCCAAUACAAAGACCUGUGUACUGUUGAAUCUGAGGACACUCACAUGCCAUCCAGUGAGCUUCUCUGCCUCACUGUCAACUCAACAAGACAACAGUACCAGUGAUGAAGAGAUGGAAUUGUGAAUAUCAGCCAAGAUUAAGAGUGUACAUUUCUAGUACAUGUAUAUUAUGUUAGCAUCAACACAAGAACACAAUAGGUCAUCAUUCUGACAUUGCUGCACUGGUAUCUACCUAUAACAGAUAAGCAGCAAUUAGAGAAGGAUUGUCCAGCUUGUACUUUCUUGCUGAAUGUGUUUCUGCACAAGCUAAUACUGCAGGAUAAAAAAAAAAUCAUGAC